GACGUUGCUGGCAGCGUGGAAAGUUUUUCUUAUAAAACUGGCGGCGAGUUCGUGUUUCUGCGCUUCUUUCUCCAUGUUUUACAUUUAAAAUCUUAGCAGGGUUACUGUUUUUUUUUUUUCCUGUUAUAUUCCGGUUUAAUAAUACGGUUUAAUGACCUUAGCUUCACUUUCUAGCUUCAUUUCCGGAGCUUUUCGGGUGCACCUCACGCGCUUCACAGUCACGAGCAGCUGGUUGUGUCUUUCGGUAAUUCAGGAGCUCUGCGUGUGUUUUUAAAAAAGUGAACCUGUAAAUAUCACAAUUAGACUCCAGAAUAGUGUGCCUCACUUAUUCUCACUUAUUUAUAUACGGUAAAUUAUUGUAAUUGUAUUUAAAUGACCUGUGCUCUUUGGUGAUCCUGUUGGAUCCAGCAAACUGUUUAAAUCCAGAUAAAAAUUUAAUAGGGAAACAAAAAUCGAUCAUAAAGCAGGUUGACCUGCAGGCGAAGAUGAACACAGCAGUUGGGUUUCUCCCUGAAAUUAAUAUCAACAAAAGCAAACAGAGGAGGAGCACUUACUACAGCAGGAUGAAGCAGACAAAGGAGUCCCUUCGAGCCAGACUGAACCCGGCUGGACCAGCAGAGACUCUGACCAGGAAAGAAAUCGCUCUGUUCAGAAGCAGUCUGAAGCAGAGCAUCUGUGUGCGGCUGCUGCAGGAAGGCUUCCACAGGUCGUUCUCUGAGCUCGUCUCUCUGCUGCAAUCUGACCAGGACUGGAGAGCGAUGGCUGAACCGGGAUCACUCAGGAUUCUUGCUCCUCCUCUGUCGGAACAAAAAUACAAAAUGGAGACCAUCAGCCAGCACCUGAGCUUGGCCGAGGAGGCUGAAAGGACCGGUAUCUGGUCCACCGUCUGCGAGGAGCGUCUCCUUUUGGGUCGGUUCUUCUCAGACCCUGAGGACCUCUGGCUCCGCUUCUACUUCUACCACAGCUGUACUGACAGGGAGAAAGGGAGGUUCUCCAGAGCAGCCACCGAGGCCCGGGCCUGCCUGACUGAGCUCUACCUGGAUCAAGGUGAUCUGGAGGAGGCGAGGCAGCAGGGAGAGCUGUGCUGCAAACAGGCAGAGGAUGGCGGCUGGCUGGACUCAGACGGUCGAUCCCUGAAGCUCCGAGCCUGCCGGGAUCUGUGGAAGAUCUACAGAGAACUCGCGGAGGCGCUGCUGGCUGCUGAGGACCACAAGAAGGCCCUGACGCUGCUGCACGAAGGCAACCGCAGGGCCAUGGAGUCUGAAGACAAACAGCUGAAGGGGGAGGCGGCUUUCCAAGUAGGUCUAGCCAAUCAGAGAGCAGGAGACCAUGGCACAGCCAAAAAGUUCUUUAACAGCAGCAUGGAGAUUUUUCACAGCCUGGACGACACAGAUGGACUGGUGAAGGCCUACAAAGCUUUGGCAAAGUCUCUAAAGAGUGAGGGAUACAUCGAGGAGGUGGUCGCAUGUCUGGAGAAGUUAGCCACCAUGUCUCGUAGCAGCAGGCUGCAGCACAGACUGAUCGAUGUCUCUCUGUGUCUAGGAAACAUCUACUUCAGCAGGAGUCAGUAUGUGAGAGCUGGUGAGUACUGCCUGCAGGGCUACGAGGUGGCCUGCACCACAGAAGAUGUGGCUCAGCUGCAGCGAGCACAGGUGUUGGUGGCCUCCGCUCACGCCCAUGCCACGAUUGGAAAAUACGGCGCCAACCUGACGUCGACCUCGCCCGCUCCCCUGCAGCGGCUGCUCGACUGGAAAGUGAAACGAGGACGUGAGGACCUCAGUGUGGAGGAGUACUACUCUCCUGCCUGGUUUAAAUGUGCCAUUGUUUAACGAUAGGAGGGAGAGAAAGGAGGAGAGUUACUCGUUACCGUGAAUAAAGAUGAAACCCUGAAACACCUGCUGUGUGCUUUGUCGAGGCCAAACGUUUUGGCAGCGGCACAAAUUUACUGUUUAAAUUUUUCUUCGGAUGUUUUUUUUCUAAAAAAAAUAAACUGAAAAUUAAAACUAGAGUGGAAAAAUGUCUUUAGCUAACUAACUUUUCUUUUAAAACACAGAUUUCUGAAAGAAAAUUAAAAUUAAGAGAAACGAUUUUAUGGGUUCCUCCCACAGUCCAGAGACAUUAGUAGUUAGUGGGGUUAGGAUAACUGGUGACUGUAAACUGGCUAUAGGUGUGAAUGUCUCUCUGUGUUAGCCCUGCGACAGACGCCUCUCGCCUCAGACUCAUUUUUAUCGUCAUUCAAACAUCUGACUUGAAGGAAACACAGAUCAUAGUAAUGCAGCAUACGAGCAACGAUUAUAGGAUCCUAUAUGAUAGCCUAGAACAUCUAUGAUCAUUUAUCCAAAUCUCGCUUCCUUACAGUAUCAAUUAAAUAUAACAGUGAAAAUAAUAAAAGGUAAACUAAGGGUGGCUCCUUUAAAAACCUUUCCUUCACUAACACUGCACCAUGGUUUACCUUUGAAUUGCUGAAGGCCAUCAUCCACAAAGAAAUGUACAGCAGCCAUAUAGAUGCCAUUACAAGGACGCUGUCCUUAUCACACUGGUCUAAUCACAGCACGUCACAAGGUCCCUUUUCUGCAUAGCCAACAAUGUACUACAACCACACAAUUCAUCUGUACUCAAGCACUUGUAAUGUUUUAAUGUCAGUUUUUAUACUAGGUGCUAAAAAUUAGUUUUAUUGACUUGAUAUAUAUUUUGUUUGUCAUUGGUUAUUUUUUACAAGUCUUCUAUGUAAGGUGACCUUGAGUGUUUUAAAAGACGCCAAAAUAAAUAAAAUGCACUAUCAUCAUUAUUGUCAUUGUUAUUAAAACUAAACAUUUUCAAGCAUUAAAAACUUGUCUGAAACUUAGCAAACGAAAGUGUAGAAAGAAGAGAAAUGGACAUCAAAGCAUGAGGUCUAGGAUUUGAGUUUUAUUUACAUGUUAUGUUCUAACUGAUAAAAGGGCAACACAAAAACUGUAAUGGAAACUUUAAUUUUUAUAAAUAUUUUUCAUGACUUUAUCACCUAAAACAGUCCCUCAUCAUAACAAUAUUCUAAAUAUUUUUUUAAAAGUUUACUAUAAUUAUUUGUUUGUAGUUCAACAAAUGGUGCAUAUUCUUAAUAAAUAGCUUUUUCAAUAUUUAAUAAAAUGUGCUAAUGUUAUACUGACCCUUACAUCCAUUGUUUCUUAACCUGUUUCUUAC
Messenger RNA from Oreochromis aureus, 3180 nucleotides. RefSeq names its product tetratricopeptide repeat domain 29 (gene ttc29). The record is from RefSeq and is a predicted model, not a curated record. Lineage: Eukaryota; Metazoa; Chordata; Actinopteri; Cichliformes; Cichlidae. The transcript has 12 exons. The coding region runs from base 486 to 1829 and encodes 447 amino acids. Gene Ontology annotation, molecular function: protein binding.